Messenger RNA from Prorocentrum cordatum, 1671 nucleotides. NCBI's taxonomy places the organism in Eukaryota, Dinophyceae, Prorocentrales, Prorocentraceae. The record is from the annotation of a GenBank genome assembly.
CCGCGGCGCGCCUGGCGGAUCGCCCAGCGCGGCCCGCGGCUCCCGCGCCCGCGGUCGCUUCUGCCUGAGUCGAAGGAGUUCCCGACUGGCUCGGCGGUCUCGCACGUCGCUGACGUCGAGGCCGCCCUCAUGGCGGACACCGCUGCCUGCGCCGCCGUGCACGCGGAGAGCGAGGGCCACGUGGAGCCUAGCGAGUACGUGGACACGCUGCGGUGCGAUGCCGACCCCUUCUGGCCGCUUCGGCCCCCGGGGCGCUGGGACGACGGCGGAGAGGUGAUGAGCGGCACCGAGGAGGUCGGCACAGGACGCACGCCGCGGAGGUCAGCUGCUGAGCCUGUCCUGGUGUCGGGCAGCGUCUGCCAGCGACGGAGCGACGAAGGCGUUUUGUGCUCUUGUGGCGCUGUUUUGUUCUCCUCCUGCCGUGCCGCCGCUGGUAUUGUGGGUAUUGUGCAGGCGGAUGAUGUGAGCCCUGGAGGUACUGCAGGCCGUGCGCCGCUGCCUCCCGCCACUGCUGCCGACGGUGGUGCCACUGCUGGUGUGCCAGGCGCGUCUUGCGACGGCUCCGACGUCGACGACGUUACCCUGGACGGUGAGGCCGACGCGGACACCUCGUGCUCGGUCGGCGAGCCGCCAGGUGCCGACCAUGCCGGUACUGCUGCUGCAGCCGCCGCGUACCUCGCCGCCUUCCCGCAGGCCCUCUUCAGCGGGGGCGAUGGCGGCUGGGGCCGCUGCGAGGUCGCGGCAGGGGUCUGGUGGCGUGCGAGGGCCGUUGUUGCCCGCGUGUGGCUCACCACAGGUGCGGCGACGGUGCAGGAGUGCGGGGCUGCUGGAUCUGCGGCCCCGCCACCGCCGCUGCCUGACGAUCUCUUGCGGACCGAGGGCCCGAUGUCGGGGCGUGCCGCAGGCGCUGUGGCGCCGCCGCGGCUGCGGAGGGUCCGCUUCGCAGAUGCCCCGUGCGUGCUCGACAUUGGCUGUUGCUCGGGCGUGCGUGGUAUCCUUCGGCGGGAGAACGUGCCAGGGUUUCUGGAUCCCGCUUGGACGCGCCAAGCCAAUGCUGUUGACCUGAUGCACAUGAUCGAAGGCGGCUCCUUUGGCCUCAAGGUUCCCCCCAUGCGGAGGCCGCACCAACUUCGUGCGCGAUUCGCGGAUGAGUCUCGUCUGGUUGACGCCCUCCCGCCAGGGAUGUCCGUUGAGCGUGCCAGAGAGUUGAAGCGUCUUAUCAAAUUGUGCGGAGGGCAGUAAGCUGUUGUCUCUGAAGCUACGAGGUCUGUGAGUGAGUCCUUCCUCAUCUCCUCUGCUUGGCUUCCUCUCCCGCUUGCAUUCGCAUUUUUGUAUGUGCACGUGGGCUUCGUGUGGCACUCGUUGAUCGUUGCAGUCCUUUUUUCUUCAGCUCGAUCUUCAGUGCAGCUUCGCUGCUUCUGCAUGCCUCUCGGCACCGCCCGCCCUCGUGGCCCUGGGGCCUAGGCGCCCCCGUUGGCCCUGGCGGCCUGCCCUCGGGGAGGCCCGAAGCGGCCCCUCGUGUGGGCGUGCUGGAGGUUGGCUCGAAGCGGCCCCUCGGGGAGGGCGGCCUAAACGGCCCCUCCCGCUGGCCCUGGAGGCUCCCGUGAGAGCCUCGGGCUCGGACCUCUUUGGUCCUUUUUUCCAGCCUUUAGAGGCCCCACCACACCACAC